Molecule: messenger RNA, 1901 nt
Organism: Erigeron canadensis
Lineage: Eukaryota; Viridiplantae; Streptophyta; Magnoliopsida; Asterales; Asteraceae
Product: aldehyde oxidase GLOX1-like
Exons: 1
Coding region: 135-1736 (533 amino acids)
Source: RefSeq, a predicted model, not a curated record
UGUACUAUUGGCAUUUACCGGUGCCUGCUCUUUUUAAGGGAGCAACAGGUAUCCAAGCCACUGCAUCCUUGAACACAAACAAACAAGCUUUGAAUAACUUAUCCAAAAACUUAAAAACUCUUUCUACUUUCAUUAUGUAUCUGCAUCCACCCUUGCUCUACUUCCUCCUCCUUGUGCCACCAUGUCUAGCCGCAGGCGGGUCGUGGUCUAUGCUCCUUCCAAGCAUUGGUAUCUCAGCCAUGCACAUGCAACUUCUCCCUAACGAUCGUGUUGUAAUGUUUGAUCGCACUGGCUUUGGCACCUCCCAAAUAUCCCUUCCAAAUGGCAAAUGUCAUCACAACAAAACCGAUUGCUCUGCCCAUUCUGUCGAGUAUGAUGUUGCGUCUAACUCCAUACGUCCACUUAUGGUGCUCACGGAUUUUUGGUGUUCCUCUGGAGCUUUAAUGCCAGAUGGAAAAUUGACACAGACUGGAGGAUGGGGUGAUGGUUUUCGUGUUGUCCGAAAUUACAAAUCUUGUGAUACAUGUGACUGGCAAGAGAUGCAAAAUGGGCUGAAUCAACCAAGAUGGUAUGCAACCAAUCAGAUACUGCCUGACGGCCGCCAAAUUAUCAUUGGCGGCCGUGACACAUUUAACUAUGAGUUCUACCCUAAAAAAUCUCCCACUGAGGGCUCAUAUAGUUUACCCUUCUUGGUUCAAACUAGAGAACCCAACAAUGAAAAUAAUUUAUAUCCAUUUGUUUUUCUCAAUACAGACGGCAAUUUGUUCAUUUUUGCAAAUAAUCGUGCUAUUUUAUUUGACUACUCAAAGAACCGGGUCAUAAGGACAUACCCAACAAUACCAGGUGGUCAACCAAGGAAUUACCCAAGUACUGGCUCUGCAGUACUACUGCCAUUGCGGGUAACAAAUGGGAUGGUAAAUGUGGUAGAAGUAUUGGUGUGUGGAGGUGCACCCAAAGGAUCAUUUAUCAAUGCUUUAAAUGGAAAAUUUGAUAGAGCCUUGGAUACUUGCGGUCGGAUCAGAAUAUCUGACCAAAAUCCCCAAUGGUUCAUGGAAAUCAUGCCUUUUGCGCGAGUGGUGAGUGACAUGUUGCUGCUCCCAAACGGCCAUGUAUUAAACAUCAACGGUGUGUCGGCUGGGACUGCAGGGUGGGAGCUUGGGAGGAAUCCGGUUCUGCAUCCAGUAGUUUAUCGACCCGAUAACCCAGUUGGGUCUAGAUUUCAGGUGCAAAAUCCAGGAACCAAACCUCGAGUAUACCAUUCUGCAGUGGUUUUAUUAAGAGAUGGUCGGGUGCUAGUUGGUGGUAGUAAUCCGCAUGAUAAAUACAUAUUCUCGAAUGUACUUUAUCCAACAGAAUUGAGCUUGGAAGCAUUUUCACCUUCUUAUUUGGAUUCAAGCUCCCUAACACUACGUCCCAACAUAAUCUCACCCAAAACCAGAACAAUGGUGCACUAUGGUCAAAAGAUGGUUAUCAGAUUUACCGUGCCAGGCCCUGUAGAUUUGCAUUCGGUGUCUGUGACAAUGAUAGUACCAUCAUUUAACACGCACUCGUUUUCUAUGAAUCAGAGGUUGUUAGUCCUUGACAACGCCAACUCCACCAAUUUGGUCAGGCAAUCUUACUAUACUGUCGAUGUGACCACCCCUCCCUCUGGUAACAUUGCUCCAGCUGGUUAUUAUCUUCUGUUUGUGGUUCAUAAAGAAAUCCCAAGUCCUGGCAUUUGGAUCCGAAUUCAGUGAUAAAAAAAAACUAUACAGCAUUAUCUGUCUGGUAUUUAUUGCAGUCGUUCAUUGUUACAUACUUUGAUUAUUCCAUCAUUUAUCAUCAAGUGUAGAUAUAUUUCUUCUGUAAUUGUAACUCAAAAUUCAUAAGUGAUAAAAGAUCGUUUCAUGUGUUGUUCAAAA